CUGUUUACCUCUGUAAGAGAACAAUGCAAAACAAGGCACGACUGGAGCUAGCAGACUAUGAGGCUGAGAGUCUGGCCCGGCUACAGAGAGCAUUUGCCCGGAAGUGGGAGUUCAUUUUUAUGCAAGCAGAAGCACAAGCAAAAGUGGACAAGAAGAGAGACAAAAUCGAAAGGAAGAUCCUUGAUAGCCAAGAGAGAGCAUUCUGGGACGUACACAGGCCAGUGCCUGGAUGUGUAAAUACUACUGAAGUGGACAUUAAGAAGUCAUCCAGAAUGAGAAACCCACACAAAACACGAAAGUCUGUCUAUGGUUUACAAAACGAUAUUAGAAGUCACAGUCCUACCCACACACCAACACCAGAAACCAAACCUCCAACAGAAGAUGAGUUGCAACAACAGAUAAAAUAUUGGCAAAUACAGUUAGAUAGACAUCGGUUAAAAAUGUCAAAAGUUGCUGAUAGUCUACUAAGUUAUACAGAACAGUAUUUAGAAUACGACCCAUUUCUUGUGCCACCCGACCCCUCUAACCCAUGGCUGUCUGAUGAUACUACUUUCUGGGAACUUGAAGCAAGCAAAGAACCAAGCCAGCAGAGGGUGAAACGAUGGGGUUUUGGCAUGGAUGAGGCUUUGAAGGAUCCAGUGGGGAGAGAACAGUUCCUUAAAUUUCUAGAAUCAGAAUUCAGCUCAGAAAAUUUAAGAUUCUGGCUAGCAGUGGAGGACCUGAAGAAAAGGCCUAUUAAAGAAGUACCCUCGCGAGUUCAGGAAAUAUGGCAAGAAUUUCUGGCUCCAGGAGCCCCCAGUGCCAUUAACUUGGAUUCUAAGAGUUAUGACAAAACUACACAGAAUGUGAAGGAACCUGGACGAUACACCUUUGAAGAUGCUCAGGAGCACAUUUACAAACUGAUGAAAAGCGAUUCAUACCCACGUUUUAUAAGAUCCAGUGCCUAUCAGGAACUUCUACAGGCAAAGAAAAAGGGCAGAAACAUCCCUAUUUUCCCAUGCCAUAAAAACUGUACACCAACACUGAGGGCCAGCACUAACCUGUUAUGAAAAGAGGGGAAAUCUCUCACAUCAAAGAGGUUAACAAGUCUUGUUCAGUCUUACUAAAGGAUCAUCUUGUAGCAUGGAAGCUGACUGGAGUCAUUACACAUACUUGUAGCUCGUUGUUACCUGGAGCAGAGGAUAUUAGACCAAGAUGUUGCAUGAGCAAAGGACCUAAAUUGUUAUUUUUGUGUGUACAUUCCAUCUCCAAGGAACUCUACCAUCUCAAUGCCUCCAUUUCAAAUUGUUGUCUGCUUUCUUUCUCCUUCUACUAAGCUGGAUCUGUGUCUUUUCCUUUUUAAAAAGUUCAAGUGAUGUGAAACCUUUU
Molecule: messenger RNA, 1368 nt
Organism: Carlito syrichta (Philippine tarsier)
Lineage: Eukaryota; Metazoa; Chordata; Mammalia; Primates; Tarsiidae
Product: regulator of G-protein signaling 7
Exons: 12
Coding region: 24-1049 (341 amino acids)
Biological process (GO): regulation of G protein-coupled receptor signaling pathway; G protein-coupled receptor signaling pathway
Source: RefSeq, a predicted model, not a curated record